AUGAAGAUUAUAAAGUCGUCUGAAACUGUGAAUGUGCCUCAAGGCAUAAAAGUAAAAGCCAUUAAAAGAGUGGUUUACGUCAAAGGUCCUCGUGGAUCACUGAAACGUGACUUCGGUCAUUUGUCCCUAGACAUCAAAGUUUUCUCGAAAAAGAUUGUUGUAACUAAGUUUUUUGGCAACAGAAAAGAGCUAGCUGCUGUCCGGACAGUCUGCUCCCAUAUUGGAAAUAUGAUAAAAGGUGUUACAUCUGGAUAUCGUUAUAAAUUGAAGUCCGUUUAUGCCCACUUCCCCAUCAACAUGAUUCCAGCCAACGACGGUUCCAAGUUGGAGAUUCGCAACUUUUUAGGAGAAAAAGCGACCAAACUUGUACCUAUGGAAUCAGGUGUAAAAGUCUCAGCCACUGGAGUGAAAGAUGAGAUUCAAAUUGAGGGCAAUGAUAUUGAAAAGGUCGCAAAAUGUGCUGCCCUUGUUCAACAGUCCUGCAGGGUUCGACACAAGGAUAUCCGUAAAUUUCUUGAUGGUAUAUAUGUAUCCAGUAAAGAAUCCAUUGAAGCUAAUUGA
Molecule: messenger RNA, 561 nt
Organism: Schistosoma rodhaini
Lineage: Eukaryota; Metazoa; Platyhelminthes; Trematoda; Strigeidida; Schistosomatidae
Source: the annotation of a GenBank genome assembly